This is a messenger RNA of Cebus imitator (Panamanian white-faced capuchin), 2517 nucleotides long. It is a transcript of the gene SLC66A2, whose product is annotated as solute carrier family 66 member 2. The record is from RefSeq and is a predicted model, not a curated record. Gene Ontology annotation, cellular component: endosome; trans-Golgi network. The coding region runs from base 151 to 966 and encodes 271 amino acids. NCBI's taxonomy places the organism in Eukaryota, Metazoa, Chordata, Mammalia, Primates, Cebidae. Gene Ontology annotation, biological process: phospholipid translocation; retrograde transport, endosome to Golgi. The transcript is spliced from 5 exons.
UGCGUGCCCAGCCUCCCUGGCGGGACUCGAGCGGCUCCCUGCUCCCCGCAGGCCCUGAGGCCGCAGAAGCGCGCGGAGCGGCGAUGAGCAGGCGGCCGGCGGCCCGCGGGGCUCGGAGCCCGUGAUAGCCUCCACCGGGUGGGCGCCGCGAUGGAGGCCGAGGGCCUGGACUGGCUCCUGGUGCCGCUGCACCAGCUGGUGUCCUGGGGCGCGGCCGCGGCCAUGGUCUUUGGAGGGGUGGUGCCCUACAUCCCGCAGUACCGGGACAUCCGCAGGACGCAGAACGCUGAUGGCUUCUCCACGUACGUGUGCCUGGUGCUGCUAGUGGCCAACAUUUUGCGGAUACUAUUCUGGUUUGGAAGGCGCUUUGAGUCCCCGCUGCUGUGGCAGAGCGCCAUCAUGAUCCUGACCAUGCUGCUGAUGCUGAAGCUGUGCACGGAGGUCCGAGUGGCCAACGAGCUCAACGCCAGGCGCCGCUGCUUUGCAGCUGCAGAUAGCAAGGAUGAAGAAGUCAAGGUCGCCCCCAGGCGGUCCUUCCUGGACUUUGACCCCCACCACUUCUGGCAGUGGAGCAGCUUCGCGGACUACGUGCAGUGUGUCGUGGCCUUCACGGGCCUGGUGGGCUACAUCACCUACCUGUCCAUUGACUCCACCCUGUUUGUGGAGACCCUGGGCUUCCUGGCCGUGCUGACCGAAGCCAUGCUGGGCGUGCCACAGCUCUACCGCAACCACCGCCACCAGUCCACGGAGGGCAUGAGCAUCAAGAUGGUUCUCAUGUGGACGAGCGGUGAUGCCUUCAAGACAGCCUACUUCCUGCUGAAGGGCGCACCCCUGCAGUUCUCUGUGUGCGGCCUGCUGCAGGUGCUGGUGGACCUGGCCAUCCUGGGGCAGGCCUACGCCUUUGCCCACCACCCUCCGAAGCCGGCACCUCACACCGUGCACCCCGCCAGCACCAAGGCCCUUUGAGGGUGGAGAGGACGAGGAUGUGGGACCGCCAGCCUUGGGCACUGGUGGGCCCUGACCUCCCCACGGGGAGGGUGGGUGCUGUGGCCCCUGCAGGUGUGGGGGAGAUGGGGUCCUGGUGUCAGAGUCUCUGUCAGUCUCUGUGGGGUCUCUCUGGGUGGGCAGUGGGGGUGGGGCUGGGAUGCCGUUUGUGCUCAACAGGUCGGCCAGGGUGGAUCUGACCCCGAGCUCUGGGUUUCGGGUGUUUUCAGGGUGAUAAUAGAAAGCAAGUGUUUCUCCUGUUUCCUCUCACGAAACACCACCUGAGCCCAAGGUACACAUGGGGAGGCGGAAGGCAGCCCACGGGACCCUGCUCCAGGUGGACAUACGGGCCAGCGGCCUCCAGCCAUGAAGCUGUGGGGGCCUCGGGAUACCCACAAGUCCUGUGAGCAGAGCCCUCAACCUUGAAAGACCCUGGCCGGAUCCCCUGCUUGGACUGGGGUGGCCUCUGCUGCUAGGGACCGGCAUAGGGGCAGGCCGGGGUUUUCUCUUCCUGGCACGUGUGGAAAGGCAGCUGUGGGGAUGCAGGGUCACCUGCUCCUGCUUUCCUGGGCGGUCGGAGCGGCUGCCUCCUGAGGCGCAGACAGGCCCAGGCGCCCUGAGGUUCUGCUGUGUCCAGCCUCGCAGGGCAUCGCCAGAGCAAGCUCAGGCUGCUCUUGCCAGAGGCUCUGCUUCUCCUUGAGUCCUUGGGGACGUGGCAGAUGCUGGCGACCGUCAGACAACGUGGAGGCCCUGGUGGGCGAAGGCCGAGGGGGCCGGGCUGAGGCCCCUGCACGCCACCCCUGGGCUCCUCUGGCAGAGAUCCCUUCCUUCUGGGCGCUGACUGUUCCGCCGGAUGCAGCUUAGCUGUCUCUCUUCCAGGAGAGAGAUGGCCUCGGUCCAGGAAGCGGAGGGGGCUGGUCCUGGCUGAUGGCCCCUCGCCCUGCCGUCCUGGACUUUUGGCCUGAAGCAAAUUCCUGAGUGGGGUGGUGGCCCUGCCGGGUGCUGUCCCGUCCCCUGUCCCUUGCCCGCCCCCGUGUGCCAGCUCAUGCAGUUCUGGCUGCAGUGGGAACCACUGGUCUGACCCUUGUCACCCCACGUUCUGCCCCCACCCCAUUUUCAGUUUAACUCGAGGUCGCACCGUGUCAGCACCACUGCGCUGACUGCGGCUGGCCCCCAGGCCUCAGAGUUCUGGAUGCUUCCAUGCGGCUCCAACAGGCCGUCGUCUUCCCCUCCGCGGGCGCAGGGGCCGCUUCCCACAGGCCUCUGAACGCAACGCCGGGCGGUGGCUGUGGUCGUGGCGAGAUGCUCCAGGCUGCCUCCUCCUCCUGCGUUUCCUCAGAAAAACUUGAAUGUCUGAGUGAGGGUCCUGCUUUGCUCUCUGGCUUGUGAGAUGCUUUGAAAAUUUUUAUUUUUUAAAGAUGAAGCAAUUAAUAGCGGUAAUUGCCUCACAUUAAAAUGUCACCGAUUGCAGGCGCGGUGACUGCUGAAUGUACCCCCCGUGGCGACUUGGAAUCAAUAAACCGUGUGUGGAUC